This is a messenger RNA of Rhea pennata, 4964 nucleotides long. It is a transcript of the gene SEC24D, whose product is annotated as SEC24 homolog D, COPII coat complex component. Gene Ontology annotation, molecular function: zinc ion binding; SNARE binding. The transcript has 23 exons. Gene Ontology annotation, biological process: endoplasmic reticulum to Golgi vesicle-mediated transport; COPII-coated vesicle cargo loading; intracellular protein transport. The coding region runs from base 255 to 3377 and encodes 1040 amino acids. NCBI's taxonomy places the organism in Eukaryota, Metazoa, Chordata, Aves, Rheiformes, Rheidae. The record is from RefSeq and is a predicted model, not a curated record. Gene Ontology annotation, cellular component: COPII vesicle coat; endoplasmic reticulum exit site.
GGAGGCGCGCGCGGGCCGGCGGGCGGGGGGCUGCGCGCGGCGCCCAGGUGACGGGUCCUAACGGUCCCAACGGUGCGGGGGGCGCGCGCCGGCCGCGAGAGGCGGCGGGGCUCCGCCUGCCGGGGGCCGCCCGGUCACGGGCGUGGGGAGCAGCGGGCGUCGUGCCGGGACGGAGCCCGCGGCGCCUGCGUUCGUCGGCACGGCGGGCAGAUUCUUAAAGAGGAUUGCCUGCUUUGAGUGAGACUGUUGCCAUCAUGAGUCAACAAGGUUAUGUUGCAACUCCUCCAUAUUCUCAGUCGCAGCCAGGAAUAGGAGGCUUUUCUACAGGUUUUGGACCACCUACUUCUCCGCUUCUUUAUGGACAUUAUGGCGACCCUAAUUCUUCAUAUUCAGCACCUCAAACAGGUAUGUCGAAAUCAACUGUGCCUUUUGGAUCUUCAGCUCCUGUUGGACCUCCACCACCUGGUGCACAUCAGUUCAGCCAGACUAACCUCCCAAAUGGGCCCAAUACACCAGGGCAACAGCCACAUAGGUUUCAAGGCCCUCCACCUCCUCACUGUACAGGCUCUUCCUAUCCUCCCUACAGUCAUCAAUCACAACCAGCCUAUCCAAAUACUGCAUCCACUUCAUCUACAACGCAACUUACUAACCAGCUCAACACCAUGCAAAUAAAUAGCUAUGGUCCUGGUGCUACUCAGAGCUCGCACAUGUCUUCUGGGCAUCCAGCAUCCUUUCAGGGUCCACAACCACCACCACCACCACCGGCCCAACAGCAAAUGGCUUUACCGCUUGGAUCACAAAUUCCUCCACCAGCAAAUAAUGUAAAUGGCCUUUGUGCUCAACCAUCAUUGGCUCCAAUGGCCAGACAGGAUGGGAUCUCUGGAUCUGGCCCCCCAAAUGCUAACUUGCAACAGCUUCCAGGACAGCCCCCAGGGCCUGGAUAUCAUCCUCAGCAAGCAAAUUAUGGCCCUCAGAUGGCAGGAGCUCAGCUAUCUUAUCCUGGUGCUUUCCCUGGAGGUCCAGCGCAGCUCACAGGUCCACAGCAGAAGAAGCUUGAUCCUGACUCUAUUCCAAGCCCUAUUCAAGUAAUUGAAAAUGAUAAGGCUUCUAGGGGAGGACAGAUCUAUGCUACAAACACAAGAGGACAAGUUCCUCCUCUUGUCACCACAGACUGCAUAAUCCAAGAUCAAGGCCACGCCAGCCCUCGUUACAUCCGAUGUACUACCUACUGCUUCCCAUGUUCUUCAGAUAUGGCCAAACAGGCUCACAUUCCUCUGGCAGCUGUCAUCAAGCCAUUUGCUAUAGUUCCACCAAAUGAGACACCUCUUUAUCUUGUAAAUCAUGGUGAGGCUGGACCAAUCCGAUGCAACAGGUGCAAAGCUUAUAUGUGUCCCUUCAUGCAGUUUAUUGAAGGUGGAAGAAGAUAUCAGUGUGGAUUUUGCAAUUGUGUAAAUGAUGUCCCUCCAUUCUUCUUUCAACAUCUGGACCACAUUGGCCGACGAGUAGACCACUAUGAAAGGCCUGAGUUAUCUCUAGGAUCUUAUGAAUAUGUUGCUACCUUGGAUUAUUGCCGAAACAACAAGCCUCCAAAACCACCAGCUUAUAUCUUCAUGAUUGAUGUAUCAUACAGAAACAUAAACAGCGGCCUCGUUAAACUUAUAUGUGAUGAACUGAAGACUCUGCUAGAUAAACUUCCGAGAGAAGAUCAAGAAGAAUCCUCAGCAAUUCGAGUUGGUUUUGUCACUUAUAACAAGGUCCUUCACUUUUUUAAUGUAAAGAGCAACUUAGCCCAGCCUCAGAUGAUGGUGGUCUCAGACGUUGGAGAAGUUUUUGUUCCUUUGCUGGAUGGUUUCCUUGUCAACUUUGUGGAAUCACGCUCUGUCAUUAACAACUUGUUGGACCAGAUUCCAGAGAUGUUUGCAGACACUAAUGAGAGUGAGACCAUCUUUGCUCCAGUUAUCCAGGCUGGCAUGGAGGCGCUAAAGGCUGCAGAAUGUGCUGGAAAAUUGUUUAUCUUCCAUUCUUCAUUGCCAACUGCGGAAGCACCGGGGAAGCUGAGAAACAGAGAUGACAAAAAGCUGCUCAAUACAGAUAAAGAAAAGACACUCUUUCAGCCUCAGGUAAAUUUUUAUGAGACCUUAGCCAGAGAUUGUGUGGCUAAUGGGUGCUGCGUGGAUUUGUUCCUCUUCCCAAAUCAGUAUGUGGACGUAGCUUCCAUGGGUCUUGUCACAGCAUACACUGGAGGAACGCUCUACAAGUACAACAAUUUCCAGCUCAAUUCUGAUAGCCCACAGUUCCUAAGUGACCUCAGGAAGGACAUAGAAAAAAAACCCGGAUUUGAUGCAAUAAUGAGGGUUCGGACAAGUACAGGCUUCCGGGCUACUGACUUCUUUGGUGAUAUUUACAUGAACAACACCACGGAUGUAGAGAUGGCAGCAGUUGACUGUGACAAGGCAGUGACAGUGCAAUUCAAGCAUGAUGACAAACUCAGUGAAGACAAUGGAGCCUUAAUUCAGUGUGCUGUCCUUUACACUUCAAUAGGCGGGCAAAGAAGACUUCGCAUACACAAUAUAGGUUUAAAUUGUAGCUCCCAGUUAGCUGAUGUCUACAAGACUUGUGAGACUGAUGCACUUAUCAACUUCUUCGCUAAGUCAGCGUUCAAAGCUGCUCUAAGUCAACCACUGAAGAUGGUCAGAGAGACGCUGGUGAACCAGAUGGCACACGUGCUGGCCUGCUACCGCAAGAACUGCGCCAGCCCCUCGGCCGUAAGCCAGCUCAUCCUUCCUGAUGCAAUGAAGUUGCUGCCAGUAUACAUGAACUGUCUGUUGAAGAGCUGCGUACUAGUUAGCAGACCAGAAAUUCCAACAGAUGAGAGAGCUUACCAUCGGCAGCUGGUCAUGUCUAUGGGGGUAGCCAACACACAGCUGUUUUUCUAUCCCCAGCUCUUGCCAAUUCACAGCCUGGAUCUGAAGAGCGACGCCAUCCCAGCUGCAGUCCGCUGCUCUGAGGAGCGGCUCUCAGAAGGAGGUGCCUUCUUCCUGGCCAACGGUCUGAAUAUGUUCCUGUGGCUGGGAGUCAGCGUGGCCCCAGAGCUUAUCCAAGGGCUCUUCAAUGUGCCAUCCUUCGCACACAUCAGCACGGAGGCUACGCUACUGCCUGACCUGGACAAUCCAUAUUCCAAGAAACUUAGGUCAAUAAUGGAGCAUAUCCAGAGCCAAAAGCCCUACACUAUGAAGCUGAUGAUAGUGAAACAACGGGAGCAGCCAGAGAUGCUUUUCCGACAGUUCCUAGUAGAAGACAAGAGUAUUUAUGGAGGAGCUUCUUACGUGGAUUUCUUAUGUUGUGUCCACCGAGAGAUUUGCCAGCUGCUCAAUUAAGGAAGCUUGAGUAUCAUUUGUUUUUGUUUUGCUCUGUUUUUGUUAAUUUGCAAGAAGUGCAGUAGCUGGUGCCUGAAGGCAGCCCACAGCUCCACCAUACCUCAGCAUUAUGCUGUGCUUUACUGAACCUUUUCAGUGCUUUUUUCCAUUUCAGUUCCAUUUCACACACUCUCUAUUUUGUUUACUUACUUACCUAUUAAUCUGUAGAAUAGGAAGUUCUGCACUCAGGUAUUAAACCUUUUGGGGAGUAUCAUCUUGACUCUCUCUAAAUUGAAUUGCCCAAUUUCAAACUGUCAAAGCUUCAGAGGGUAUGGUAGGCAUUUUCUAAUAACAAAUUAUAUUUUAGAAAAAUUCUAUUCCUUUUGCUAGCCAGAAAUUUUAUGAUAGCCAGGAAAGAUAUCCCCAAAAAAAUCUAUAUAGAAGAAAAAAAUAAAGCAUUGCUUUUUAUUUUUUAAAAAGAGGGCAUAUAGUUGUAGUAGUUUUAAAGUAAUCUCAUAGUUCAAUUUGAGUACAUUAAGACCUUCAUGUAAAGCUGAUCUCUUCCUAAAGCAUAUGAGGAAAUAGUCCCUUUUCACCUAGAACAUACAAAUAUUACUGUCUACAGAAACAGAGCUCUGUAUAACCUUCCACACCUGUGAUUAUCCAAGCCACAACCACCUCAGCUCAUAACCGGACCUGAACAUUUUUAAUCAUGGACUACAAGUAAAUGGUAAUUAAACAAAAGUCUUAGACUAAGGUUGGCAAUUAAUGCCACAGUAUUAUAGUACAAUUCCCUAGUCUUAAGGGCAGCAAUUAAUUUAGUGUAUUUCAUUUACAUUUUCAGAACUGAACACUUGUGAGGCUUUGUUUACUGCAUUUGCUAACUGGAAUACUCCACUAUGUACUUAGCUAAACAUCUGGCCCCCUCAAUUUCAGUGGCAGUUCAGCCUUUUUAUGUAUGAACUGUCUUAUUUGUGGUGCUAUAAAAGGAAGCCUCUUGUUUAAUGAGUUUCAACACAGUGAGACCUCCUCUCCAAUGACCAAUUUCUUUCUUUUUUUCCCCCCCUCUAAGAGUCACUGCUUUGAAAAACAAAUCUCCAAUAAUAUUUAAGGUACAAUUUAGAAAGCCAGAGUCUUUGGAAGAGCUGUUUACCUCAGUUUAGUCUGUUCUUUUCUUUAGGACCAGAAUCUUUGCACGAGAUGUGCAAACUUUUUCAAACUUGAAAAACUAUUAUAAAGAAAGAUUAGCAUUUCAAAUAAAGCAAAAAAAAAAAAAAAAAAAAAAACCCACCCCACACCACACACAUCCACCCUCAAAUAAAGGUUGAGUUCCAUAAGCAAAUAUGCCUUUUAAGAAUGGUAGUUUCACUAAUUUCAAUCCUUUUGAUAAACAGGUAAGUUUGGCAGCUUACUUGAAAGAUUGCAUCCUUGUCCAUUUACCAAGAACUUUUAUUACAAAUGGAUACUCAGACUGAAUUCAGCAGCUGUCAAGAGCAGCACCUUUUGGCUGAAGAUAAUGUUAACUUGUAAAAAGUAUUUGUUGCCAUUCCAGAUCAUUGUUACUUUGUAAAAUGAUAAACAAAUAUAAAGAUAUGAGCAAUUACUAAA